CUUUACAUUACUGUGUUGAAAAGAUUGAGCCAUACCGAUUAUUGUAUUGACUUUCAAUUAUCUCCAAAAUGUUAAUUAACAGAAAAUAAAGUUCUAAAUAAUAGUUGAAUUAAUUUAAUGCUAGCAAUUGCAGCGAGAACAUGAAAGCAAUGUCCCGCAGCUCAACAUUCCUCGGCUCCCCAGUCCUCCUCCCGCCGCCGGCCGCCACUGUCAGCCGCCGCACAGUAAAAAUGUCGGGCACCACCAACCCCAUCACAACCCUGACCAGACUCCUGUGGGGCCAAUCCCUACCCCCCAACCUCCUGGUGUCGACCGCCCGGUCCGCCUGGUCCGGCGCCUGGCACCUCAUGAUGUCCCAGCUCGCGCCGUCCGACUCCGGCGGCCGCUACACCCGCCCCACCUCCCCCUUCCGCCUGGCCGACCCCUCCUCCCUCCCCCGCCACACCCUCCACCUCUACGUGGGCCUCCCCUGCCCCUGGGCCCACCGCACCCUCAUCGUCCGCGCCCUCAAAGGCCUCCACGCCGCCGUCCCCGUCUCCGUGGCCGCCCCCGGCGCCGACGGUUUAUGGGAAUUUUCGGCCGCCGCCGCUGAGACGGGCGUGGUGGCCCCAGGUUUGGAUAGGGCGAAUGGGUGCAGAACUCUAAAGGAGGUGUACAAUCUGCGGCGCGGCGGGUACGGCGGCAGGUCGACGGUGCCGAUGCUGUGGGACGGCAGUAGCAAGGAGGUGGUUUGCAAUGAGAGCUACGAUAUCAUCGAGUUGUUUAAUUCCGGGUUGAACGACGUGGCCCGGAAUCCGGAUUUGGAUCUUGCUCCUCCGGCCUUGAAGAAAGAGAUUGAUCGGUGGAACAAGAUUAUCUAUCCCAGCGUCAACAAUGGAGUUUAUAGGUGUGGAUUCGCUCAGAGCCAAGAAGCGUAUGACAUUGCAGCAAAUGAGUUGUUCAGUACAUUGGAGAUGGUGGAGGAGCAUUUGGGAGGCAACAGAUACCUGUGUGGGGACACACUUACUCUUGCAGAUGUGUGUCUCUUCACCACGUUGAUCAGAUUCGACCUCGUUUACAACGUGCUCUUCAAGUGCACCAAGAAGAAGCUUGUCGAGUAUCAAAACCUCCAUGGAUACAUGAGGGACAUUUACCAGAUUAGUGGAGUUGCAGAAACCUGCAAUUUUGGAGCAAUAAUGGAUGGAUACUAUAAAACCCUCUUCCCGCUGAAUCCCAGCAGCAUUCGACCUGCCAUUCCUGCAGCAUGUGAACGUCAAGCGCUAGCCAAGCCUCAUGACAGAGACUUGUUAUAGCAAAUUACCUCAUUUUCUGCACUCUGUAUAUGCUUACUGAAGAGAUUCUUGUAUUCUGUGUUUCUAGACAGGUGCACUCAACUGAAUCAAUAAGUUUGAGUUACUUCUCUUCAUGUUUAUAUCAAUUCAAUAAUAUUUUGUUUGAUUA
This is a messenger RNA of Salvia miltiorrhiza (redroot sage), 1440 nucleotides long. RefSeq lists its product as uncharacterized. The transcript is spliced from 3 exons. Gene Ontology annotation, molecular function: glutathione transferase activity. Gene Ontology annotation, cellular component: cytoplasm. Lineage: Eukaryota; Viridiplantae; Streptophyta; Magnoliopsida; Lamiales; Lamiaceae. Bases 141 to 1292 code for a protein of 383 amino acids. The record is from RefSeq and is a predicted model, not a curated record.